Conger conger (European conger) is the source of this 3589-nucleotide messenger RNA. It is a transcript of the gene nectin1b, whose product is annotated as nectin cell adhesion molecule 1b. Gene Ontology annotation, cellular component: adherens junction. Gene Ontology annotation, biological process: homophilic cell-cell adhesion; heterophilic cell-cell adhesion; protein localization to cell junction. The record is from RefSeq and is a predicted model, not a curated record. Lineage: Eukaryota; Metazoa; Chordata; Actinopteri; Anguilliformes; Congridae. The transcript has 6 exons. Bases 877 to 2451 code for a protein of 524 amino acids.
CCGCUGCUGCAACGGGGAAGUCUGUAUAGUACGGGACUCUUUCUGGGGGAAACUUACUUCUGCACUUGGAGUGUGAGCAUCAUUUCGCCGUGAGACGCGAACGGAAGCAGUUCUGUCCUGCAGACUGCAUCAAACCCGCAGCGCAUUCCAAGAUACCCUUACAGAGAGGCUGACCUGGGUUUUUUUAAACUUCCAAUAUCCAGUUGCUUUUCAAAUUAAAUUGACAAAUCGUGUCCUUUGCUUUAGUCGUGUGCUCAAAAAACGGAUGCAACUUAAUCCGUUUCGCAUAUUUUCAAAGCAGGCGAUUUCAAAGAACGUACAUUGCGUUUUUGGAACUUGUCACUGAAACAUCGGGAAGCCGUACACCCCCUCUCCUCUAUUCCAGAAAGAGGGACGCAAGCGACACGCAUGUGCCGCGCUGGUGGUAAAAUUCUGGAUAUUUGGGAUUGUGUACAUUCUGAAAAUCCAGGAAAGAAAAACAUGAAUUUCUGAACUUUACAGACGUCUCCAAACGCCCAGUCUUCAUCCCAAUCUGCAAGACUCGUACUGAGUCUAGCAACCGCGCGGCAUAUAAAGUAGGCUAUUGCUCGUCGUACGCCUCGUGGUGACUUGUCUGCGCUAUUCAUUGCAGCAAACCAAAGGAAAUAUCUCGGCAAACUCAUCGUUGCGCUUUUUUUGCGGAGCGCACAUACUUGGGAGACUGCCUGCUUGGAAAUAACUGUGCUGAAACAGUUCGACAUACCCCGCAAGAGAGCUAGCGUUAUUACCUUUCAAAACAUCUCGGUGUGUUGAAUGCGCGUGUCCUCUUUCAGCUGUUUUCCUGCUUAUCCGAAUACGUCGGACGGGGAUUUGGGCUACGUCUUGUGCUGAAGUUGCAUGCCUGGCCGAAAUCCAUUGAAGACAUCAAAUCACUCUCGGGGUAUAAAGAAAGUCGGGAUAUUUGGGGAAAGGCUUGUCGGUAUGGCCAUGGCGAUGUCAACGAGUUUUUGGAUAUUCCUGGUGGCCGUCAACGUACCAGGUGCCAGGGCUCAGAGUGUGCAGAUGGACUCCAGUAAGUCAGGCUUCGUGGGCUCCCAGGUGGAGCUGCGCUGCCUGUUCGUCAACAGCAACCCCCCGGUGAAGAUCUCGCAGGUCACCUGGCAGAAGUUCGUAAACGGCACCAAGCAGAACGUGGCCACGGUCAACCCCAGCCUGGGCGUGUCCGUGCUGCAGCCCUUCAAGGAUCGCGUGAGCUUUAAGCAGCAAGCUGUCCGCAACCGCACCCCCUCCCUGGAGGACACCACAAUCGUCUUCAACAACCUGCGGCUGUCCGACGAGGCCGCCUACAUCUGCGAGUACACCACCUUCCCCCUGGGCAACCGCGAGAACAUGGUCAACCUCACCGUCUAUGCUCAGCCCGUGACGCGUAUGUUCCUGUCCACGCCCACCAUCAUCGCCCGGCCACAGAAGCGCAAGAUGACGGUGGCCACCUGCCUCUCGGCCAACGGGAAGCCGCCCAGCGUGAUCACCUGGGAGACGCGUGUGAAGGGCGAGGCCACGUUCCAGGAGACGCGUAACGCCAACGGCACGGUGACGGUGCGCAGCACCUACGCGCUGGUGCCCAGCCGCGAGACGCACCGGCAGAAGCUCACCUGCAUCGUCAGCUACCGCAACGAGAAGAUCACCAACAGCGUCAUUCUCAACGUGCAGUACGAACCCGAGGUCAAGAUCGAGGGAUUUGACGGUAAUUGGUACCUGAACAGGAAGGAAGUACAGCUGACCUGCAAUGCCAGCGCCAACCCACCAAUCACCAUGUACCAAUGGAAGCUCUUGAACGGGUCCAUGCCGAGCACCGUGGAGAUCCGGAACAACACGCUGUUCUUCAAAGGGCCGGUCACGUAUGACCUGGCCGGCACAUACGUGUGCGACGCCACAAACAGCAUCGGCACACGCUCGGGCCUGGUGGAGGUCAACGUCACGGAAUACCCUAACUUCCUGCCUUCCGAGGACCGCUCGAUCGUUCAGCCCAGCUCGGGGGCGGCCAUCGGGGGGGCCGUGGGGGGAGGGCUCCUGCUGCUGGUGGCCGGCGCCCUCCUCUUCGUCUUCCUGCGCCGAAGGCAGCGCUUCAAGGGCGACUACAGCACCAAGAAGCACGUGUUCGGCAACGGCUACAGCAAGGCCGGGGGCCUGCCCGCCCACCCGCCCAUGCCCAAGAACCUGCAGUACCCCGAGGACUCGGACGACGAGAAGAAGCCAGGCCCCGCCAGCGGCCCCGCCCGCUUCGAGAGCAGCGACCCCGACUUCGACGGCGAGGCGGACGACAUGAAGAGGCCGUACUUCACGGUGGACGAGGGCGAGAGCCAGGAGUACGACGAGCGGACCUACCGCUACGAGCCGGGGGCCGAGCCGGCCGACGACAUGGUGUCUCAAAACGACGGCUCCGUCAUUUCCAAGAAGGAGUGGUACGUCUAGACAAAACGACAAACAAAACAAACGACCUCCUGGUUCCCCAUCCUUCACCUCCCCUCCCCUCACUUCCUGCAUCCGACCCCCCCCCCCCCCCCUUACCCCUCUUCAUUCCUCCAGUCCCCUCCCUCCUUUAAACCCCACCCCUUCUGUCGCUGCAUCAGUAACUGUUCGAGUAAACGACAUCAAUCGUCCAGCAUCGAGUUCAGAGAGCUUGCCACAUCUACCCCAAGACAUGUCAUGGAGGCGAAUUCAAUUGCUCUUAAGAGUCUGCUUCUUAAAAAUGUUUAUUAUACCGAUUUCCAUUGACGUUCCAGGCCGGGAGGUGGAAUGCUUGUUAAUAAUUGUGCAUUAUUUUGUCUUAAUUUCUUUUUCUCUCCGUUGUUAUUAUAAAUGUAUGUAAAAAUGAAUAUGUAAAAAAAAAAAAGAGAGAAAAACUUUUUAACUUUGGGCAGAGGAAUAUCGCUGUGCAUAUAUUGUUAAAGUUCUACACUGGAUAUAUGUUUUUUUAGUAUUGUUCUUUUAUCGCUUAUGUUUUUUGUUUUUGUAAAUGAUUAACCUUUGGGUAGAAGUGGUGUUAUUUCUCAGCUGAAGGGUCAGCUGACAUGGGGGUAAAAUAUAAAAUAUCGGGGUGAACGAAAUCACGUCCAAUGCCAUGAUGGAGAAAGCCCUGUCUCCUUACUCCUUACUGUGUCUACUGAAAACAGAACAAAACAAGGGUCCAUUACCGACCCGUCACACUAUAUCUUACUGCACUACACCAAGAGCUACAUCCUGCAGUUAGCAAUGUAGAUAACAGGCACUUUCAAAAGACAUGCACACCUGGUUCUUUAACACAAUAAGGAUGCGGUUUUGGCUUUAGUGUUGUUGUUAGCAGUGUGGGGAAAGCGUUGUCAUGGAAUCACGGAUCAUGUACAUGGCAUGUUUUCUCUUGUGUCAGUAUCCACCUCAUCUGGGGGCUCGAACCGCACGUCCAACCAAUGUCCCUGCGCUUGAUUCUGCCUGUGAAGGUCUCCUUUCGACUGGAAGAGAACGUAAUCACUGGGGCUUUCUGUGAUUGUGUGUGUGACUUACUUUUAAUUGCUUUUACAUUUCAGCCAGUAACUUUAAAUGGGGAAAAUUGAUAUAUAUAUAUAUAUAUAUA